Paramuricea clavata is the source of this 5867-nucleotide messenger RNA. The record is from the annotation of a GenBank genome assembly. Lineage: Eukaryota; Metazoa; Cnidaria; Anthozoa; Malacalcyonacea; Plexauridae.
UUCCGAGUAACAAGUUCACAACUUAUCAACACGAAGGCUAAAAAGGAACCAUGAGCUUAAAAAGGUUCCAGUUCGUCACUUUGGUUAUAUUGGCAGUGGUGACUGUAAUGUUGACGCAAUCGUCGGAUUGUUCAGACUCGUCGAACCAGAAACGUUCAGGUUUAAAGGGAGCCGUCGCCUCCGAUUCCGAAGUGUGCUCAAAGAUUGGUGCUGACGUCAUGCGUGACGGCGGGACAGCCAUUGACGCGACCAUAGCAACGCUGAUCUGUCUUGGUCUUAUUCAUCCUCAUUCUUCUGGAAUUGGUGGCGGAGGGUACAUGUUGCUGUAUAAACGAGCCACCAAGACUGCGACAUAUUUGGAUUUCCGAGAAACUGCCCCUGGUGCAUCGACACCUGAUAUGUUCUGGAAGAAAAGCUGGAGGAGUAAAAAGGGUGAGUAUUGCAGGCAAGGGGGGGGGGUAAGGUAACUGUGCAUUGCAUCUAUAUAAAGCAGUGGACGCACUGAUGACUGGUGUGGCGUUUUGUCUCCACCACAAAUUACAGUAGCGUGUAAAGUUGGGACCGCUGUAAUUGGUCCUUGAGACAGCUGUAAUUGGCCUCAAGCAGUUGCGGUUGCCCUACCAUAUUUGGUAAAGCUUUAAAAAAAUAAAUAAAUAAGUUAAUGAAUAGAUCUACAGUAAAUAAUGUUAAUUAAAUAUUUGGGUCAUCUUAUAGGGAAUUCUGGUAAACAUCUGCCCUAAGGACAUUUUAGUUUUAAACUAUUCUCUUAUUUUUCUUGCUUAGGUAAACUGUCAGUCGCUGUGCCAGGAGAAAUACUUGCUAUGUACAAUGCAUGGAAAACACACGGAUGGUUACCAUGGAAACGUCUUUUUCAACCAACUAUUGACCUGGCGAGCAACGGCUACAAAAUUGACGAACCAUUGGCUAAGGUUAUCAAAAGUACCAAAAAAGACAUCCUUAAAGAAAAAGGUUUUAGGUACGUUUGCUUUGUAUCUUUAAUCAGGAUACUUUAGAUUAAAUACUGCAUUUUCAGGGUUAUUGUGUUAAAACUAAAUUAUUAUUAUUAUUAAUUAUCAUUAUUAAUGGUUUAUUAUAAAAUCGUAGCGCUCGAAAGCGAAUUGCGAAGUUAUUUACAAACUUUACUUAAAAAUAUUAAAAAGUACCUUGUGUUACAGGGAUUACAUUACAACAAUUGUUUACUGAUCUAUGAAUUAAUAUCGGAAGAUAAAUGUACUUUUAUAUUUACAAAAUUUACCAAAUUUACAAAUUAUGUGAUUGAAUACACAUAGUAGGAAAAAAGCUUUUCUUAAAGCGCUCCGUCUUACAAGGAAACAGUGUUAGUCUAUUUCCGUACCUUAAAUUGCAAUUGUGUUCAUUGGCCCAAGAAGGUGGUAUUGAAUGAUUAAGGCGUGAAUCAGGCUAUCUCAUUUUGUCAAAAGUUUUUUAUGCACAAAGCACCACGUCUUGCGCGUAAUGUCGAAUAUUUAGCUUGGUCCAGAGCAGCGUCAUAGCUUAAUGUAAGAUAGAUUAUUCGCAUUGUGCGCUUCUGGACCCGUUCAAUUUUAUCUGAUAAGUUGAUGGUCAAUGAUGAAUGCCAUACCGGACAGCAGUACUCGAGCAGGGAUCUAAUAAGUGCAAAAUGUACUCGUAGUAAAUGAAACGGUGAAACUCCACUGCGCUUGAGAACUCGUAAGAUAUGUUGUCUUUUUGAUGCCUUGGUUACUAUCUCACUGAUAUGCAAAUCCCACUUCAGAUUAUUUUGGAUCGUUAAACCUAAUACUUUGUGGGAUUCUAUUCUUUCAAGACUAAUGUUUUCAACAACUAAGAUGGGUGGUGGCUGCUCAAUAUCUCGUCGAAAGGAGACAAUCAUCUCUUUACACUUUUGGGGGUUCAAUUUCAUAUUAUUGGUACUUGUCCAAUUACCAAUUGCGUCCAAUUCGUUUUGUAGUGUAGAUACCUCCCAUGUUGAGACAAUCUCAGAUAUCGUCACGUCGUCUACGUACUUCCAAUUACUGGAACGCGGGGAUACAAUUUUCAAAUCAUUAAUCAUUAUGAUAAAAAGGAUUGGACCCAAUUUGGUACCCUGUGGGACCCCAGCACUAGUUGAAAGCCAUCGAGACACGCACUGUCCCAGCUUAACACACUGGCGGCGAUUUGAAAGGAAGCUACAAAUCCAAGGGAUUAUUGAACGGCACACUCCCAAAUGGAUCAAUUUUGUUAUAACAAUAUUGUGGUCUAUUCUAUCGAAAGCUUUGCUAAAGUCCAGAAAGCAAGCUCUAAGGUAAUGACCUGGGUUGUCCAUUUUAGAAAGCCAGUUGUGGAUAAGAUCUAGAAGACAAAGGGUGGUAGAUGUUCCCUUCAGGCUGCCAUACUGACGAUUAUCAAUUUGUCCACCUAUGUCCUCAACCAUCCAAAUAACCACAAAGUCUUCGAGUACUUUCGAUAACACAGGAGUAAGUGCGAUGGGGCGGGUAUCGCUCUCAACCUGGGUUUGUUUCGCUUUAGGAAUGGGUAUGAUGCUAGAAUCUUUCCAUAAAACACGUACUAGUCCAGAGGACAAAGACGUAUUAAAUAUUGAUGUAACUGGCUCCAGCAAGUUCGUAGGCGAACUCUUUUAAAAUUCGUGGUGGAAUACUGUCCGGGCCCAUAGCCUUAUUAGUCUGAAGUUUUAAUAGCUUACUACAAACCUCAUGAGGAUGCAUGAAUUGUAGGAGGCGGCACCGCAGCUGGUAAGACACGUUCUUAUUCCUUGUACGAAUCAAAUGGCAUCUUGGUAGCUGGUAAACACGUUCUUACUCCUUGUACGAAUCAAUGGCAUCUUGCCAGAUUAAAGGCUUGUUUACACUAUCAAAGUUCCUUGAGUCAGUACUCAGAGUUAAAAACUAAGUCAGCUCCCUCAAAUGUCGUACAAAUCUUUCAAAAAAUUUGAAUUUACCUAUGCAAAUAUGCUGGCAUCACAGAAACAUUGAUUGUUUAAACCAGUCUUAAAAUCAACAGACUGUAUAAAAGUUUCUAUUGUGGUUCUCAUUAUACAAUUGUUUGAUCAUAGAAGGCCGACUUAUGACAUUUCUGGAAAAAUCUAACAACUGUUUUGAAGCAAUAAGUGUUGCGAAAGUUACAUUAUAGUCUUGAGUUAAUAGUAAUUGCAGUCAUAAGCUUUGGUAUUUAUGUAUGUCUUCGUGCUCGCUGUACACUUGUUUCGCGCAUGCUCGAAACCAGGGUACCGCACUGUUUGUUUCCACUUUUGCACAUAGUCAUUUGUAUAGCUUAGUAUUUAUGAGUGCAAUCUAAGAUUUUUAAUGUGUCUACACAGAGAAGUCUACUUCCAUGAAGAUGGAACACCAAGGAAUGAAGGCGAAACCAUAACAGACCCAGUUUUUGCGAAAACCUUGACAGAGCUUGCAGAGGAACCUUUAAGCUUCUAUAACGGCUCAAUCGCCAGAGAAAUGGUCAAAGACAUUCAGGACCGUGGUGGGAUACUGACAUUGGAAGAUUUGCAAAAAUUGAAAGCAACAACACGACGUGUGCUGUCGAGCUUUAUCAACGAUGACAUUUUGUAUACGACCUCAGCUACAUCGAGCGGCUCUACCUUGAUUAUGAUAUUGAACGUUUUAAAAGGUCAGUUGACCUAACAAUGUUACUCGCGUUGUAUAAUAUUACUCUGGUUUCAUGCUCGGCGCCGUAAAUGCCGAAUAACCCUUACUGGACCUCGAAAAAGUUCAGUCAAGAAUUGGUAUAGCUAUAUCCAGUGUUAAUAAAGUUAGCUAAGUUUAGGUUUCUUCCUGUAGUAACGUGAACUAGGUCAAUAAAGGGUUCCCUCCUCAAUUCGGUUCGGUUCAGUUCAGUUUAUUGAAUUUGUAUGGUCAGGGCCGCCGAGAGGUUGGCGGGGGCCCGGGGUAAUUUUUUUUUAGGGGCCCCUAUCUAAAAAAAUUUUCCCGGACAAAUUUUUUUCCGGAGAACAACCUCUCCCCCCCCCGUCGCCAAAAAAAUUUCGGUCAGUGUACCAUUUUAGGGGUAAAAAUUUUUUUCCGGAAUACAAAAUUUUUCCGGACGAGUACGUUGCAAUUGCUUUCGAGGGACUUUAUCUCAUUUUUUUAUGCCAAAUUCCGGUGCUUAACCCAAGAAAACAGAUAUUUUGUCCUUUGCGCGGAAAUAUUUAACACACAAAAAAGGCUGGGGCCUAACAAAAAUUUUUCAGGGGCCCCCAGCAACUCGGGGCCCGAGGCAAUUUCCCCCCCCCCUGGCCCCCUCUCGGCGGCCCUGUGAGUGGUAACACAAUUAUCAACUAUACUGUCUUUAUUUAGGAUUCAAGUUCAGUCCAGACUCCAUAUCCACCAGCAAUGUCGUACAAACAUGGCAUCGUAUCAUUGAGGCAUUAAAGUUUGGUUCUGCAUAUCGACCAUUUCUCGGUGACCCUGAUUUUUCCCCAGAAGUUGAAGAGGUUGGUAAUGUACAUAUUGCCCGGAAUUUAGCCAACACCGCUGUUUCAGCUACUUUGCUAAUUACCUUCGCCAAGACUUUAUGUUUUUACGUGGGUUUAUUGCAGGGUUUGCAAACAAAGCAACCAAUUAAGAAGCUUAGAGAAGGCCAUAGGUCAAGGACAAAGCGAUUAAACUUUGUCUCAACCACUGGUGAAGGUAUACAUUUAUCUACACACGUCAAAAUCUUAUAUAUUGUCAACAAAACGCUUUUCACAAAGGGUCGCAACAAGCUUGUCAACAAGUUUCGACAAUGUUAGCAUUUUAUCAAGUGGCUACUACUUGUUUCGUAUCAACAACUCGCCAAUAAGUUAUUGAAUUGUAGGACGAGAAGAAGUUUGAAUAACUUGUAGCAGGUCUGUCAAGUGAACAGCUUUGUAAAAAUUUGUGGCGGAAUGGGGGUGGAGCUAUUGUUUCCCGGGUAUUAAAGUAGGGUUAAGUCCUCCCCCCGCACAAAAAAAGGCCAAAACGAUCUGAGUGAAAUUUUAAAUUCAACUUAUUUUUAAAAUUCUACUUAAAUUCUACUUAGAAGAAAUCAAAGGGAUGCGGUAUGAGCAUUAAAAAUAUGAAUAAUUUUGGAGAAACGUCGCCAACAUUUCCGGCUAAAUAUUAUUAUCAUGAAAAAAAAUGUUGGACAAUGUCAUCAACGUCCGGAGAAUUUAUAGAAAUUAUCACAACCCCCCACCCCCUUUCAAAUAAAAACUGUUCCUUCGGCUUUGGUUGUCCACAAGCCUUUGAGAAAUUUUCUACAAGCUGACAACAUGCACGCAUCUUGAUAACAAGUCGUUGAAACAGUGUCGGUACAAAUCUGUUGCAAGUUUGCUACUGAUUGUGCAGUUUUUCCGGUUUAGUUUAUGAAAGUAUCUUUGGCUUUUUUAGAGUAUAGAUCUUCAGAUCAAUGCUACUUAUGCCGAAGAAUUACGUCAGAAGAUAUGGGACAACACCACACACGAUCCCUUGUACUAUGGAGGAUUUUACGAUCCAAUGCCAGAUUUUGGUACGACACAUUUAUCUGUGAUUGGUCCUACUGGUGAUGCUGUGUCUGUCACAAGCACCCUUGGACGAUAGUAAGUUUCUCUUUCAAAUUACAUACUUUUUUUAUACUGGAUAGAUCUGUCAGUUCUAAACCGUUUUCCUCAGAGGUCCAAAUAAGGAUUAUAAUUGUCUUACCUAUGGUAGAUAGCUUUUGAUCUAAUAUCCUUUAACUGUUCUCCCUGGAGUUCAAUAACAGCGGACUUCGUUGUGGUCCAGUUUUGCUGCAGGAUUUAACCCUGAACAAAAUCUAAUUAUUUUAUAUACAGAGGAAAGCUUUUCGGCUUAGUUUCGUUUUUGCAGGAGGUCUACAAUCACCAUUUAUUAUCCGUCCACGAGGAAGUUGACUAUUUGGAG